UCCGAUGCCUCCAUCGUUGACUUGGUUUGUUACUUGAUUGAAAUUGAGUUGGGAUGUAACGCACAAGGACCGCCGCAGCAGUUGUGCACCAGGCCGGAAAGGUUGUGUCCCUCUCUCUCUCUCUCUCUCUCUCUCUCUCUCCGCGCCACGGUUGUACGGCGUGUCAGGUAGCUGACCAUGUCGACCGGAGUAGGGGUCAUGUGUGCUCGCUCGGUCGGUACGUGCUGGCUGGCCAAGGUUUGCUGACCGUGACAAGCAACGUGAUGUGAACAGGAAGGGUUGGCUGUGGCUCACCGUACUCGAGCCAUGCGCAUCAUCCAAUCGGUGCAUGAUGUACAUGCUCCCACAAAGCCUGCCGCCUCGGCUGUGGACGCGCGCAUUGGACUGUGUUGUGUGGUGAGGAAACUGGAUGAACAACCAUGCACCAGGCCAAGGCCCCCAGCCAGGCCGUGCUAACCCGCCAUUGUGCCCCAGCUUCCCCCAGGUGCUGCCCCAGCCCGCCCGGGCCACUUGUUGGUUCAGGGUCCCUUUUGAGCAACAUCCCCGAAACCCUCCAUCUAUUGCCUGGCCCCAGUCAGCCAUCCGCUCUCCACGCCCGGCAUCGCCGUUGCCAAUUCGCCGGCUCAAAAAAGCAAACAAACACGAGAGGAAGCAAAAAAGAAGAAUAAGAAAAACAAAAAGAAAAGAAAAGAGACAUGGCAUCGCUUGGGUCAAGAGGCGUGGUGGUUGCCUCUGCGCGGUGAGCAAACACGCGACGAGCAAAUCACUUCAAUCCCCUCGGUUUGCCUGUGAAAUGUGAAUGCUCGCUCGCUGCUCCAUUCGGGGCCUUGGCCUAACUGCAUUGGGGCGCUGCUCCGGCCCAGUAUUUCUAGAAGGAUUUGAUGUUACUUUCCACUGUACCCAUUCCCCCGACCGUGCUGCACCUCCACAACCACCCCCGGCCUCUUGACAAUAAAAGCUCCCCGUCCCUCGCUGCUGUCCGCUUCCCCCUCUGAAGGCAUCCCUCAAUUCUCCUUUGCUCUUCUUCCUCGAGCCAGGGUCGCGUUUGCGUGCAACCUAUUCAAUCAAGAUCCCUCCUCAGCAAACCACCUUACUACAACCUAAUCAACCAUGCCUGGUGGUGGAGCUGUUCCCGUCACCGGCACGACCGAUGUCAAUCGCGUCGAGGCUCCCGUGACUCUCCGCGCCUACCUCAUCGUCGCCUUCGCUGCCUUUGGUGGUAUCUUCUUCGGCUAUGAUACCGGUUGGAUGGGUGGUGUCCUUGCCAUGGAGUACUUCAUCAAGCAGUACACUGGCAUGGAGUACCCCGACGUCAAGUUCCCCGGUGUCGACCCCGAGAACGCAGAGUUCAAGGCCUACAAGGAUUCCUUCAUUGUCCCGCAAUGGCAGGUUUCUUUGACCACCUCCAUUCUGUCCGCCGGUACCUUCUUCGGUGCCAUCAUUGCUGGUGAUCUGGCUGAUUUCAUUGGUCGCCGCUUGACCAUCAUCAUCGGCUGUGCCGUCUUCUGCGUCGGUGGUAUCCUCGAGUGCGCCUCCACUGGCUUGGGCGUCAUGACCGCUGGUCGUCUCAUUGCUGGUUUCGGUGUUGGUUUCAUCUCCAGUGUCGUCAUUCUCUACAUGUCCGAGAUCUCUCCCAAGAAGGUCCGCGGUGCUGUUGUUGGUGGUUACCAAUUCUGCAUCACCAUCGGUAUCUUGCUUGCCAACUGCGUCGUCUACGCCACCCAGGCUCGCCGUGACACUGGCUCCUACCGUAUCCCCAUCGCCGUCCAGUUCCUCUGGGCCAUCAUCCUCGCUACCGGUCUCAUCCUCCUUCCCGACUCCCCCCGUUUCUUCGUCAAGAAGGGAAAGCUCGACAAGGCUGCCAAGGCUCUUGCCCGCGUCCGUGGCCAGCCUGUAGAUUCAGAGUUCAUCCAGGAUGAGCUUGCUGAGAUCAUCGCCAACCACGAGUAUGAGAUGUCCAUUGCCCCUCAGACCAGCUACCUCGGUUCCUGGGCUGCUUGCUUCGAGGGCAAGCUUUCUGCUCCCUCUUCCAACGCCCGCAAGACCUUCCUUGGUAUUGUCAUGCAGAUGAUGCAGCAGCUUACCGGCAUCAACUUCAUCUUCUACUUCGGCCCCAUCUUCUUCAAGCAGCUCGGCACCAUUGAGAACGUCUUCUUGAUCUCUCUCGUCACCACCCUUGUCAACGUCCUCUCCACCCCCUUCUGCUUCGUCAUGAUUGAGAGGCUCGGUCGCCGCACUCUCCUCAUCUGGGGUGCUGCCUUCAUGGUCAUCUGCCAGUUCAUCGUCGGUGCCAUUGGUGCCACCGAGGGCAAGGAGUCGGCCGGCAACCCCGCCGCUGUCAAGGCCAUGAUUGCCUUCAUCUGCUUGAACAUUUCCGCUUUCGCCACCACCUGGGGUCCUUGCGCCUGGGUCGUCAUUGGUGAAAUCUUUCCUCUCACCAUCCGUGCUCGCGGUGUUGGUCUUUCCACUGCCUCCAACUGGUUCUGGAACUGCAUCAUCGGUAUCAUCACCCCUUACCUUGUCUCCAACGAGGCCAACUCCGCCAAACUCGGAUCCAACGUCUUCUUCAUGUGGGGCGGCCUCUGCUGCAUCUCCUUCCUCUUCGCCUUCUUCUUCGUCCCCGAGACCAAGGGUCUUACCCUCGAGCAAGUCGACAAGAUGAUGGAGGAGUCGACUCCCCGCACCUCCGCCAAGUGGAAGCCCACGACCACCUUCGCCGCCGACAUGAACCUCGCCGAGAAGCACAUCGAGGUUCCCAUCGAGACCACCACCAAGACUUCCUCCGCCGUCUAAGCGCGUCUUAUUCUCACCAUCACUUUGAGAAUGCGCUUCCUUUUAUAAUGCGAUAAUACGGCUUUUUUUGGGAAAUAAGUUUCAAGUCAUGCUGCAAACGUUGAUAUAAUGUUGGGUAUGGCUAUUUACGUCUGUCUUGUCUGUGUGCGUGUGUGCCUAUGUGUGUAUGGGGUGGGCGGGAUGCAUAUAUAUUGGAACGUUUUCUUGUUUGGAUCGGAUGGGUUGCGUGGUUUUUCUCAACUCGUUCUAUUUCCCGGAAAACGUCUCCUUUAUUGUUCUUUGUUACUACCAUAAUCCAAUUUUAACUAUACCCUGAUAUAUCCUUGCGCGUUUAUCUAUUCAUCUAUCCAUGCGUGCGUGCGUGCGUGCGUGUGUGAGUCAGUAGAAUCUGUGUGUUUUUGUACUGCUUGCUUCCUGGCAUUGCGAAGAGAGAGAGAGAGAGAGAGAGACGGAAGAAGAAUGGAGAUUGUUUCUAUGCCAUCCCAUGCCCAUCUUGUUUUUAUC
Molecule: messenger RNA, 3297 nt
Organism: Periconia digitata
Lineage: Eukaryota; Fungi; Ascomycota; Dothideomycetes; Pleosporales; Periconiaceae
Source: the annotation of a GenBank genome assembly